CUGAGAACCUCUCUCCACCCCUAACCGCCUUGCCAACACCAACAUCACCCAACCCAAUGGAGACAAAAGAUAAGAUGAUGAGCAUGCUGACAAUGGACAAGGGGGAGAACGAGGAGGAGAGGGACAAAGGGAGGGAGGAGGUGAGGGGAGCAGAGGAGGGCACGCAGCAGGAAAAUGGCCGACUGAUGCUGGCUGACGGCCUCGCAGACAGAGGACCCAAGAGCCUGACCUCGGGCUCUGGCCAGCAGGUGUCCAAUGGCUUCACCACGUCCUCCCCCCAGAGCCCCAGGGAGGGUCCGGGGACCGCUGCCUGUGCUGUGGGUGCAACCACUGGUCCUGGAGGGGGCACUGGAUCCUUGGCUCCACUAGGAGGCCUGAGAACCCUGGUGGUCCAACAAACCAGCCUGGAGAGGCCCAGAGAGACCUGGAGCAAGAAGAUGGACUUCCUGCUGUCUGUGAUCGGCUAUGCUGUGGACCUGGGAAACGUGUGGCGCUUCCCGUACAUCUGCUACCAGAAUGGAGGAGGUGCCUUUUUGCUGCCCUACCUGCUGAUGGCGGUGUUCGGCGGUGUGCCUCUGUUCUACAUGGAGCUGGCUUUAGGCCAGUUUCACCGCAGUGGCUGCAUCUCCAUCUGGAAGCACAUCUGCCCCAUCUUCAAAGGGAUCGGCUUUGCCAUCUGCAUCAUAGCCCUCUACAUAGCCUUCUACUACAACACCAUCAUGGCCUGGGCCCUGUACUACCUGAUCUCGUCGUUCCAGCCCACGCUGCCCUGGACCACCUGCACCAACAGCUGGAACACGGCCAACUGUAACCGCUACAUGUCCUCCGACCACAACGUGUCCUGGUCCAACUCCUCCACGUCUCCUGCCGAGGAGUUCUAUACCCGCCAGGUGUUGCAGGUCCACCUCUCCCCAGGUCUGCACCAGCUGGGCUCUGUCAGCUGGCAACUGGCCCUCUGUCUGCUCUUCAUCUUCACCAUCGUCUACUUCAGUAUCUGGAAAGGAGUCAAGACGUCUGGGAAGGUAGUGUGGGUGACCGCCACCUUUCCCUACCUGGUCCUCGUGGUCCUGCUGGUCCGUGGGGCCACGCUGCCAGGAGCCUGGAGGGGCGUCGUCUUCUAUCUCAAACCGGACUGGGAGAAGCUGCUGAGCACGACAGUGUGGAUUGAUGCAGCGGCUCAGAUAUUCUUCUCUCUGGGUCCGGGCUUCGGUGUUCUUCUCGCCUUUGCCAGCUACAACCCAUUUCACAACAACUGCUACAAGGAUGCGUUGGUCACCAGCUCCGUGAACUGUCUGACCAGCUUCCUGUCUGGCUUCGUCAUCUUCACCGUGCUGGGCUACAUGGCUGAGAUGAGGCAGCAGAGUGUGGAUGCUGUGGCCAAGGAUGCAGGUCCCAGUCUGCUGUUCAUCAUCUAUGCAGAAGCCAUAGCCAACAUGCCUGCUGCCACCUUCUUUGCCAUCAUCUUCUUCCUCAUGAUCAUCAUGCUGGGUCUGGAUAGCACGUUUGCAGGGCUGGAAGGAGUAAUCACAGCUAUGCUCGAUGAGUUCCCUCAUGUCCUGUCGAAGAGGCGGGAGUGGUUUGUCUUCGGCCUUGUGUGUGUCUGCUACCUGGGCGCCCUCUCCACACUCACAUAUGGAGGAGCGUUUGUGGUGAAGCUGUUUGAGGAGUACGCCACCGGCCCUGCAGUCAUCACCGUGGUGCUGCUCGAGGUCAUCGCUGUUUCCUGGUUCUACGGCACCAACCGAUUCUGUAAUGACGUCCAGGUGAUGCUGGGGUUCGCCCCGGGUUGUUUUUGGAGGGUCUGCUGGGUGGCCAUCUGCCCCUGCUUCCUACUGUUCAUCAUCAUCAGUUUCCUGGCCUUCCCCCCAGAGGUCAGGUUGUUCCACUACCAGUACCCUCCGUGGACCACCGUCCUGGGCUACUGCAUCGGCGUGUCUUCCUUCAUCUGUGUGCCUGCUUACAUGGUCUACCACUUGCUUAACGCCAAGGGUACAUUCAAACAGCGCCUGUUAAAGAGCAUCACUCCGGAGCCGAGCAGCGACAACCACAGAGACUUCAUUGUGACCAACGCAGUCUGACCAGCGCUGACCUACAGGAUGGGCCACGCUCGCUGGCUGGAGCGCCCUCUUCUGGGCACACUGCAGAACUACAGGACAAGGGGGCUACCUUUCACCGUCUUUGCCUCUUUUCAUACGUCUCCUACACUCACACUUCUCUCACCCACUAAGAUCUAGAAACUGGGGAUGGACUUAGGUAGAGCCAGGCUGCAGUGGCUUUUUUAUCUUUUUAUUUUUUUUUAG
Stegastes partitus (bicolor damselfish) is the source of this 2300-nucleotide messenger RNA. RefSeq names its product solute carrier family 6 member 4a (gene slc6a4a). Bases 57 to 2078 code for a protein of 673 amino acids. The transcript is spliced from 13 exons. Gene Ontology annotation, molecular function: serotonin:sodium:chloride symporter activity; serotonin binding. The record is from RefSeq and is a predicted model, not a curated record. NCBI's taxonomy places the organism in Eukaryota, Metazoa, Chordata, Actinopteri, Pomacentridae. Gene Ontology annotation, biological process: sodium ion transmembrane transport; amino acid transport; serotonin uptake. Gene Ontology annotation, cellular component: synapse; plasma membrane; neuron projection.